Schistosoma intercalatum is the source of this 835-nucleotide messenger RNA. The record is from the annotation of a GenBank genome assembly. Lineage: Eukaryota; Metazoa; Platyhelminthes; Trematoda; Strigeidida; Schistosomatidae.
AUGAAUAAUAUAAAAGAUGCUAUUCAAUGUUUCAAUAUGAAUUCUUUAAAACCAACACUUAUAGAAGUUCGACAAUUAGAUGGAUCAAUUAUUAAAAUGAAUAAAUAUGGAUCAGAAAUUGAAAAAAAUGAUAAAUCUAAUCAAUUAGAAUCUAAUUUUUCUUCUUAUGGUUUUAUUCCAAAUUUUAAUCUGGAUUUACAAAUAGGAAAAAUAGAACUUCCAGAAUUUACAAUAUUAUUUGGUUCUGUUGAUGUAGCUCAAAAUUUAAAUUUAUUAAACAAUAAUAAUGUUACACAUAUCAUUAAUCUUAUUUCAAAUAUAAUACCAAAUUAUUUUCCUGAAUGUUUUCAUUAUUUAUCACUUAUUGUUUAUGAUAAUUUAACAUUUCAAUUAAAUGAUAUUUUGAAUGAUUGUUUUAAUUUUUUAAAUAUUGUAAAACAAACUAAGGGUUGUUGUUUUAUACAUUGUGAAGCUGGUAUUUCACGUUCACCAUCUAUUAUAAUUGCUUAUUUAAUGAAAUUUUAUAAUUAUUCAUAUGAUAAUGCUUAUAAUUUAGUAAAUAAUUCUAGAAAUAUUUGUAUUAAUGUAAAUUUUAAAUCACAAUUAAUGAGAUUAAAUUGAAUAAGUAAUAUAUUUCGGUUUAUUUUGUGUUCUUUUUUUCCGGAAUGAAUUUCAUUUCUUACUUUUCUUCAUUAUUAUUAAAUUUACAAUUGAGAAAAGUUAUGAACGACCCGUAAGUGACUUAGAAUAUGUCUAUCAACUUAUGGGGUCCUUCAUUUUGAUGUCAAUUAGAUCGGAUGAUGUUAUCGAUGAGAUCACCAUUUUUGUAGCCCUA